Molecule: messenger RNA, 843 nt
Organism: Tetrahymena thermophila SB210
Lineage: Eukaryota; Ciliophora; Oligohymenophorea; Hymenostomatida; Tetrahymenidae
Product: papain family cysteine protease
Exons: 1
Cellular component (GO): lysosome
Molecular function (GO): cysteine-type endopeptidase activity
Source: RefSeq, a predicted model, not a curated record
AUGAAGUAGCAUAACCAAGAAAAAAAUAAUAGUUAUUAGAUAGGUAUGAAUUAAUUUUCGGACCUUACAAUAGAAGAAUUUCAGUCUAUUUCAUUAAAUCAAUAACUAUUUAAUAGUGAAUCAAGAAAAUUAGAAAAUAUAAAAAAUGAAAAUUAAUAAGCUGAUUUUUACUUGCAACUUCUCAAAACUAAUGCAAGUAGCUUACCAUAAUAAUUUGAUUGGAGAAAUUUAGGAAAAGUUACUCAAGUUAAAAAUUAAGGUAACUGUGGUUCUUGUUGGGCAUUUACUAUAACUGGUCUAUUUGAAAGCAUAAAUUUAAUUAGAAAUAAAACAGUUGAACUAUAUUCUGAAUAAGAACUAUUAGACUGUUCUUCAAACGGCAUUUAUAGAAAUUCAGGUUGUUAAGGAGGUUGGCCACAUUUAGCAUUUGAAUACUCCAAAAAAAAUGGAAUAUCUCUUUCUUCAUAAUAUCCAUACAAAGGUAUAUAAGAAAACUGCACAGUUAAUUAGCAAACUAAAAAGGCUUUUUAUCCUAGUUAGCCUAUUUAAAUUUAAGCUGAUUAAGAAAGUAACAAAAUACAAAUUAUCAAAUAACUACUUUUAAAUUCACCUCUAGCUGUUAUAGUAGAUGCCUCUAAUUGGUCUAACUAUAAAUCAGGAGUCUUUUCAAAUUGCACUACAUAAUAAAAUCAUGUAGCUUUGCUAGUCGGAUACACUAACGAAGGAAAUUGGAUAAUUAAAAACUCUUGGGGGUCUGCUUGGGGUGAAUCUGGGUACAUAACCUUAAGCGCAAAUAAUGCCUGUGGUUUAGAAAAUAAUAUUCUUGGAUCUACAAUAAUUUGA